AUGGCAGCUUCCCCGGAGCUGCAGCUGGAUCUUCUUCCUUCAGACCCGCUGUUGCACAUUUUGUCUUAUUUGAGCUUCAGAGACCUGGUCCAUUGCAGUUAUGUCAGUAAAAGGCUCAACGAGCUGUCCAAACACAACCCCCUGUGGAAGCGUCACUGCUGUAAACACUGGCUGCUGACGGAUGCGGACCGGCUGCAGAGUGGUCUCUCCUGGUACAGCCUCUUUAAGCAGUACUUCUCAGACCUGGGCCAGUACAUUGAGUACUACGCGGUGCUGAAGAAAGCCUGGGAGCAGCUGAAGAGCUUCUUGCAACAGAGAUGUCCUCGUAUGAUCGCGUCGCUCAAAGACGGCGCCACAGAGGUGGAGCUGAACGAGAUCGAGGCUCAGAUCGACUGCAAGCUUCCUGAUGAUUUCCGCUGCUCGUACCGGAUCCACAACGGCCAGAAGCUGGUGAUCCCGGGUCUGAUGGGCAGCAUGUCUCUGUCAAACCACUACCGCUCGGAGGUCCUGUUAGACGUGGAGACAGCGGCCGGAGGUUUCCAGCUGAGGAGGGGCAUGAGGCGCUGCCUGCCCCUCACCUUCUGCUUCCACACGGGCCUCAGCCAGUAUGUGGCGCUGGAGGACGCCGAGGGACGCAAGAAAGGCGAGAGCUUCUACCCCUGCCCCGAUCAGAUGGCUCAGGACCCUUCAGCCAUCGACAUGUUCAUCACAGGUCUGUGGAUUUGA
Molecule: messenger RNA, 726 nt
Organism: Nematolebias whitei (Rio pearlfish)
Lineage: Eukaryota; Metazoa; Chordata; Actinopteri; Cyprinodontiformes; Rivulidae
Product: F-box only protein 3-like
Exons: 6
Coding region: 1-726 (241 amino acids)
Molecular function (GO): protein binding
Source: RefSeq, a predicted model, not a curated record